ACAAUCAGUAUGACCAGUUCUCAGAGCGACAGCAAUCCACGCCCCUCCCGACCACUCUGGCCAGCCCUUGGUAUUCUGGGCGGAUGAAGCGGCAGCCACACUGUUCAGAAUCCCAAUCAGAAAUUAGAAAUAAAUUAAGUAAUUUGUGCGGAAUAAAAGUGAGCGUGCGGCCGAUGCGAUAACCGCCCCGUCACCCCCACUCCGCCGCCACCGCGUCGUGAUGCAGGCAACCACCGCAGUGGACAGAAAACUAGGAAAACGCAGCUCCAAAGGCAGUAACAACAACAGCAGAAGCAGAGCCCCCCGAAAGUCGGUGUAGUGAAGGAAUCAAAUCUAAUUAUAACAAGAAAAGGGCAAGCCCAACCCCACGGCGGUUAAUUAGUGGCAAGAACUAACGAUUUCUGGUGGGCAGGCGAAGGGGAGAGCCACCACUAGCACCUCGGGCACCUGGCAUUCACAUGGGCUGAGUGGAGGAGGUGGAUUAGUGGCUGAGCAGCAGCAGCAGCAGCAGCGGAGUACCUGCGAUGGCCAACCAACUGGACGCCAGUGUGAAGGACGACCUGAAGACGCAGUUCGUCACCCGCGAGGGCACCUACCGCCUGCUGACCCUCUCCGAGUACUCGCGGCCCAACCGGGUGGGCUACAGUAGCAACCAGAGCUCGCCGCAGGUGCGCGUCUCCAUGGUGACCCUGCCCAGUCCGGCGCAGGGUGGGUUGGGCACCGAAACGGGGGCAGGAUCACCCACGGGAGCGGCCACCGCCACCACAACAAAUGGCAGCUCGCCAGGAGCCUCGCCGACGGGAGCAGCAUCUGGAUCUGGGCCAGCCGGAGCCAGCGCAACAGCAAUUACCAAUGGAGGAGCCGGCGGGGACAGCCACUUCAGCCACAGCAACCAGAGCCAGAACCACAACAACAAUAGCAGCAGCAGUAAUGCUGGAAACAGCACAGUGGAUGCCCGGCUGGGCGGAGGCAUCUCCAUGCACUCCAUGAUGAACGGCGGAGUGUUGGACCAGAAUGGAGUGGCCACUAGCCAAGUGCUGGGCGGCGACCGCAUCUGCUUCAACUUCGGCAGAGAUCUCUAUGUCUACUCCUUUCGAGGAGCCAAGAAGGGCACGGAGAUGAGCAAGCCGAUCGAUAAGAAGUUCUACAAGGGCACCAAUCCCAGCUGCCACGACUUCAACGCGAGCGCGGCCACGCCCACGGGUGCGCCCCUGCUGGUGGGCUUCACCACGGGCCAGAUCCAGCUGGUCUCGCCGCAGGUGGGUCCUCGCGAGGUGCGGAAGCUCUUCAACGAGGAGCGGCUGAUCGACAAGACCAAAGUGACCUGUUUGAAGUGGCUGCCCAACUCGCCGCACCUGUUCCUCGCCGCCCACGCCUCAGGUCACCUGUACCUGUACAACGAGGAGCUGCCCUGCGCCGCCACCGCGCCAAGCUACCAGCCCUUCAAGCUGGGCGACGGCUACACGAUACUCACCUGCAAGGCCAAGACCACAAGGAAUCCGCUCUACAAGUGGGUCUUCAGCACCGACAACUGCUGCGUGAACGAGUUCUGCUUCUCGCCGUGCGGCUCCCAGCUGGCGGUGGUCUCCCAGGACGGCUUCCUGCGCGUCUUUCACUACGACACCAUGGAGCUGCUGGGCAUCGCGCGCUCCUACUUCGGCGGCUUCCUGUGCGUCUGCUGGUCGCCCGACGGCAAGUACAUUGUGGUGGGCGGCGAGGACGACCUGGUGACCGUGUGGUCGCUGCACGAGCGAAGGGUGGUGGCCCGCGGUCAGGGCCACCGCUCCUGGGUGUCGGUGGUGGCCUUCGACCCCUACACCACCUCGUACACCAACUGGGAUGGCGGCGACUUCAGCGACGACGAGAACCAGAUGAACGAGUACUCCAAUUCGCGGGAGGCGCGUUUCUCCGGCGACUCCACGGCCAACGGCGGCUUCGACGGCUUCGACCGCAACUCCACGCCCGUGCAUGCCGCCCGCAAUCGACCCCACUCGGCCUCCUUCCGCUCGGACGCCUCCUCGGCGGACAAGCUGGCCAUCAGCUACCGACUGGGCUCCGUCAGCCAGGACACCCAGAUCUGCCUGUGGGACAUCACGGAGGACGUGCUGCGUCAUCCGCUGGCGCUGCGGCAGCGGGCGAACAGCGAGCGGGGCUACCUCAACGGCGGCCUCGACGAAGAAGCGGAGGCCGAGGACGAGAUCAAGGUGAUCCGACCAGUGGCCAUGUCAGGUCAGCCGGCUGGCCAGAAGGCGGAACCGGGCAGCGGCAGUCCCGCUCGCGAAACGGCUGGAGGUGGCGGUCCAGGCAACGGUGCCGGCGAGCACAGCAAUAGCAGCUCCAGCAAGUUCUCCACCGCCAACUGCACGAUAUCCUCGCAAUCCUCGCCCGACGACUGCGACACCGAGGCCGCCACUCCCGCCUCCACGUCCUCGAAUGCGGGCGCCGGAGCGGGAGUGGCUGGAACGGGAACGGUGGCGGGAGCGACGACCUCCACGAAGCAUAACAGCCGCAACCACGGCACGGGCAACUCGAUCAAGUUCCCCAACUGCAUCAGCGCCACCAAGUCGGACAGCAUCGAUGGUGGGGGCGGAAACGGAAACGGAAGUGGCAGUGGAAGUGGGAGUGGCCAGCGAACGACGCAGUCCACCUCGGGCUACAACAGCAAGACUUCCAACAGCUCGAACAAGUCGUCCAACUCGGGCAGCGGCUUCAGCGCCUUCAACAGCCUCACGCAGCGGCUCUCGAACUUCAGCUUCCUGAGCAGCUCGGACAAGAAGGCCGCCGCCGCCGCCGCCGCCGGCUACGAGGGCAGCCACUCGACGGCGCACCGCCAGCACCGCAAGGCGAUGAGCAUGCUGAAGAGCUACAACCAGCACAACCACAGUGGCGGGCACAACAACCACAACCACAGCCAUGGCAACCACAGCCAGAGCAACCACAGCAGCUCCUCCAACUUUGGCCACUCCAGCACGCUGGACUCGGGGGCGGCCGGGGCCAUCGGGAGCAGCUCGACGGCGCACAGCUUUGGAUCGCUGAAGCUGGGCCGGUCGUCGCACCACUCCUCGCUGGCCACGGCCGCCCUAGCGUCGGGAUCCGGAGCGGGAGCGGGUUCUGGCUCCGGCGUAAGCAGCUUCGACCCCAUGCAACUCAUCGGAACGCCCGCCUGCCCGCGCUUCGACGAGUGCCCGCUGCUGGAGCCGCUGGUCUGCAAGAAGAUCGCCCACGAGCGGCUGACGGCGCUGAUCUUUCGCGAGGACUGCUUCCUGACGGCGUGCCAGGACGGAUUUAUCUACACUUGGGCGAGGCCUGGUCAUGCCACGCACGCCCCUCAGCAUCUGUCUCCUGGCCAGACAGCGGCGCCCGGCGGGACGGUAAUUUAGUUCAAUAAAGUGGACUUGGUAAACUAUCAGCGUAAUCUUGUCAAGCAGCAGGUGCAGCAGGAGCAGGAGCAGCGGGAGCAGGAGCAGCAGAAGCAGAAGCAGUCGGUGAUCUAGGUUAAAGCUAGGCGAUUGAUUUCGAUAAUUUAUUGAUAGGGGCAAGAGUUUUAAAGGUUUUUUAUGUUGCGUAUUUUGUAUUCCAAAUGUAGCCUAAAUGAGUUUAUGAACCACACACAGACACACACACACACACACACCGUACACCCGUAAUAUAUAUAUAUAUAUAUAUAUAUACGAUAUAUAGCUAUGUACAACAUAACUACGAUCUAUACGCAGCAUCAGGCAACAGAACAAACGUAUAUGUUUAAUCUAAAUUAUUAGUUGUAAAUGUAUUAUUUUUUUAGUACGUGGAAUUUGUUGAAAACAAAGCAAAGCAUGUUUAUAACUAUUUACUAAGUGCUAGCCUACACUACACGCGAUAAAUAAAGCAAGAGAACGAAGAAGCGAA
This is a messenger RNA of Drosophila gunungcola (fruit fly), 3885 nucleotides long. RefSeq names its product WD repeat-containing protein 20. NCBI's taxonomy places the organism in Eukaryota, Metazoa, Arthropoda, Insecta, Diptera, Drosophilidae. The record is from RefSeq and is a predicted model, not a curated record. The coding region runs from base 525 to 3380 and encodes 951 amino acids. The transcript has 4 exons. Gene Ontology annotation, molecular function: protein binding.